Molecule: messenger RNA, 1905 nt
Organism: Bufo bufo (common toad)
Lineage: Eukaryota; Metazoa; Chordata; Amphibia; Anura; Bufonidae
Gene: KICS2
Product: KICSTOR subunit 2
Exons: 3
Coding region: 110-1534 (474 amino acids)
Biological process (GO): cellular response to amino acid starvation; protein localization to lysosome; cellular response to glucose starvation
Cellular component (GO): KICSTOR complex
Source: RefSeq, a predicted model, not a curated record
UGUGGCAGGUAAACAGUCUGGUGUCAGCAGUGAGUUUCUCGAAGCCGAGGCGGUCAGUCUUUUCGUCUGUUUCGGUGCUGUGUUCCGCUGGUUCGCAGUGUUUCGCUGUAUGGUGGUGCCCCAGCAAGCGGGUGAUGCUCCGGCUGCCCCAGGUCAGGAGGACGAGGAUGACGACGAGCCGCUGCUGCUGAUGACGACUUCGGUGAUGCUCCCUCAGAAGACCCCGCCAGUUACCGCCGAGCAGAAUGUGCUGCACACGUUCUUCUCCCAUCUUGGUCACUUCUCCUAUGACAAGGCCAAGGACAACGUGGAGCGGGAGAAGGAAGCCAACAAGACGGCCGGCGCCUCCUGGUCUUCCAUGCUGGCGGCGCUGGCUCAUCUGGCGGCCGCGGAGAAGGCGUAUCACAGCAUGAGCUUCCUGGGGCAGAAGCCGGGUGGUCAGUCCUUCUUCGGCCGGAAGGAUUCCAUCAGGACGAAUUACACCUCCCUGCACAAUGAACUGAAGAAAGUGGUCACAACAGGUAGAAAUGCCACUGGUGGGACAGCUCCUCACUUGGAAGAGCUGCUGUCACAUCUGUCAGAACAGCUCUGCUUCUUUGUUCAGGCUCGAAUGGAGAUUGCAGAUUUCUACGAGAAAAUGUACACGCUGAGCAGUCAAAAAUUUGUGAAUGCCGAGGAAUUGGUGAACAUUUUAGAGGCCAUCUUAAAGAAGUACAACUCCAGGUUCCACCAUCCUAUAUUAUCUCCUCUAGAAAAUGGCUUCCAGCUUGAAGCUGAUGUUCUGGUGCAUCUCUUGAAGGCCCAGAGUCUGAUAUUUGAGUGGAAGUUCCUCUUGUCCCUUGUAAACUUGCACAAUGCACAUACGAAACUGCAGAGCUGGGGUCAGAUAUUUGAAAAGCAAAAAGAGACAAAAAAGCAUCUAUUUGGGGGGCAGUCUCAGAAGACAAUGCAGCCACCACAUCUCUUCUCAUGGCUCCAGAAAUUUAAAAAUAUCCUGCUUGCCAAGUUCAGCUUCUAUUUUCAUGAAGCACUAAGCCGACAGACCUCAGAGAUGAAGACCCUCACUGCUAAAACGAAUCCGGAUUACUUUGGAAAAAUCUCCAGCUUCAUUAGAAAAUAUGAUGCCGUCAACGUAUCCUUAAUUUUUGAUAACCGGGGAUCAGAAAGUUUUCAGGGGCAUGGGUACCAUCAUCCGGAUUCUUACAGAGAAGCCCCUAAAGGGGUUGACCAGUAUCCUGCAGUGGUGUCGCUACCACUUGAGAGACCUGCGGUUCACUGGCCAAAUGUUAUCAUGAUAAUGACUGAGAAGAUUGCAGAUCUAAACACUUUAGAGAAGGUUGUCCACUUCUUUGAUGACAAAGUGCAAAGUACCUAUUUUCUGACACGACCUGAGCCACAUUUUACUAUUGUGGUCAUUUUUGAGUCUAAGAAAUCAGAGAGAGACUCCCACUUCAUAUCUUUUCUAAAUGAGCUUUCUCAGUCACUUAAAUCCUCCAGAGUAUAUGCAAGCCUAAAGCCGGGCUCAAAAAGUUAGAACUAGUAGCAGUCUAGCAUUGUACAAAGGUAAUUUCCAGCCCGUAGUCAUGUCCCUUUCAUUGCCAUAUCCGAGGAAACAAAGGCCCAAGGUAUUGUAUCUGCUGAUCCAGUUUACACAGUUAAAAAAAUUCUCCUAUAGGCCACCAGUCAUCUGUUCCUAGGUGCCAGCCUUACAAAGUACCAAGAAGAUAUGUUAAGGGGUUUUCCACCUUUGAGAUACUGAUGACCUAUCCUCCAGAUAGAUCAUCAAUAUUAGAUUGGUGAGGAUCCGCCAACUUCAGUUCUGGGAGGUAAGCUGCAAUACACCAUUUUGGCCACUACAUAGUGGAUGGAGCCUUCUUUGUUACGCUCAUCCACUCUUAGGAGACA